CGACCACUAUAAAUACCUCUUGUUCAUGCCAAUCUUCAUCACCUCCACCUUUACUCACCUUUCAUUCUACCCCCGUCGCAUUCUUGGCCUUCAUCUCGCCGCCAUAUCACACUCAAUCGCCGUACCUACAACCCUACCCUUUGCUCAUACCCAACUGCGUUCACUGCAAUAUUCGCGCUUAUUAUUCGCCCAACACAAACGCUCGACUAUCAAACGAACCAAAGAUACCAUGGCUGAUGCCAAAUCUUCAAAGACUGCACGACGACUAAGCAAGUCCGAGGAGGCGUUGAAUUCCGCACCACCAGCAAAGAAAGCUAUGUUCUCCAUUUUCGAAAAGAAAUCUGGCGUGGAAUGUGCGCCUGCAGAUAUCCAUUGGACGACACAUGGAACGAGUUUUAUCGUGGGCGAAGCAUUCGCCCCCAAGUCUGGGCGAAAGGUUGCAGCGUUCGAUCUGGAUCAAACUCUUAUCAAGGUCAAUGGCAGACAUAAAUGGCCGAAGAACGCAGACGACUGGGUCUGGUGGGCUCCUGGUGUCCCUGACCACUUGAAGCAAGUUGCGGAUUCAGGGCACACAAUUGUGGUCAUCACAAACCAGGCCGGUCUUGACGGGAACAAGAGAAAACAGGAUGAGAUGCGCUUGAAAUUCGAAAAGAUCUGUGCUCAGCUGCGCUUGCCCAUAUGGAUCCUGAUUAGCAUGCAAAAAGAUCACAACAGGAAGCCAAUGACAGGUCUUUGGCAUUGGCUUGAAGCAAGGUUCUUGGAAGACAACGUUGAAAUCGAUCGCGCGGAGAGUUACUACGUCGGAGAUGCAGCUGGGCGACACGAUGGAUGGAAGGUUGGCGCCGUCAAGGACUUCAAUAACACCGAUCGCAAGUUUGCAGGCAGUCUGAAUAUACAAUUUCAAACUCCCGAGCAUUUCUUUCUGAACCAAGUCUGUCCCGACGAAAUGUGGUCCUUCGGUUCCUUUGAUCCCAAGACCUGGCCCAAGGAUGCGCCCUUAUUUUCGCCUUCGUCUACGCCAUUGUUGCCGACUCCUGGCGCCUGUGAGGUGAUCGUCUUUUGUGGAUAUCCAGCAUCAGGCAAGAGCUCUUUUGCGCAGAAACACAUCAUUUCGACCGGACAGUACGACUAUGUUAAUCAGGAUAUACUCAAGACUAAGGAAAAGUGCCUGAAAACGGUCGAGGAGAGUCUGCGGAACAAAAGAGCAGUAGUCGUGGACAAUACCAACCCUGACGCACCCACCAGGGCGCCUUAUAUUGCACUGGCUAAGAAGUACAAUGUCCCUGUAAGAUGCUUCCUAUUUGUGGCAAACAAGGAUCUGGCGACGCACAAUAAUUAUUUUAGAGCGUUCCAUCGCGCUCUGGUCGAGGCUGCUGAGAGAGCAAACCCCAAAGCAAUAAAAACAAUGGUAGAGGUAGCCGGCGCCUCGACCUCGACCACCACAGCAUCCUCAAAGGACGGAUCAGCGUCCACCUUGAUUUCGACCUCGACCUCGACCUCGACCUCGAUCUCAGCCAACACCUCCUUGGCGACAAAAGUGCGUGAUGAACCUGCUCGGGAGCGCCUUUCUGAAAUGGUAUUUGCGAUGUAUGCAAAGAAAUAUCAGGAGCCGACCCUUCAAGAGGGGUUCAGUGAGAUCAAGAAGAUCAACUUUGUGCCGGACGAGGAUAUCCUUGGCACUUGGCAGCGGUGGUACUUUUAACGAGUAUUGGUGCCCAAAAUAAAGUUUCCAGUGUCCUCGUUGACCAAUGAAAUACUUGAAC
Gamsiella multidivaricata is the source of this 1763-nucleotide messenger RNA. RefSeq names its product polynucleotide kinase 3 phosphatase-domain-containing protein. Gene Ontology annotation, molecular function: polynucleotide 3'-phosphatase activity; ATP-dependent polydeoxyribonucleotide 5'-hydroxyl-kinase activity; double-stranded DNA binding. The record is from RefSeq and is a predicted model, not a curated record. NCBI's taxonomy places the organism in Eukaryota, Fungi, Mortierellomycota, Mortierellomycetes, Mortierellales, Mortierellaceae. The coding region runs from base 26 to 1702 and encodes 558 amino acids. The transcript is spliced from 6 exons. Gene Ontology annotation, biological process: DNA repair.